UGAUUUCUAUGCGCGAUGACGUCACCCAGCAAUGGUUGUUCUUGCGAAAUUGAGAGAGGAGCUGGAAAUAGGGCUCUGCCCCGGCAUUCGGAGGAGUUUGUCCACUAAAACAAUCACAUUCGACGACCAGGACAACACUGGCAGCAGUCUGAGCAAUAAACAAUUGAAGCCAACGCACAAUUCGUGAAAUGCAGCUCUCGGUAGGAUGACCAGGAAUCACGUAGAUGAUGAGUUUGUUGCAGUGCGUGUUCAAGAUCCCCGCGUUCAGAACGAGGGUUCCUGGAAUUCAUACGUGGACUACAAGUUAUUCCUACAUACCAACAGCAGAGCCUUCACAGCUAAGACGUCAUGCGUGCGCCGGCGCUACAGCGAGUUUGUGUGGCUCAAGAAGAAGCUGCAGAAGAAUGCAGGCCUGGUUCCUGUUCCGGAUCUUCCAGGAAAAUCCUUCUUCUACUUCAGCAAUGAGGACUUUCUGGAGAGGAGGAGGAAAGGACUUCAGGCCUUCUUAAACAACGUGGUGCACAUGACUGUAUGUCUGUCAGACAGCCAGCUCCACCUCUUCCUGCAGACGCAACUGCCCAUCAGUCACAUCCAGGACUGCGUCCAGGGCCUCACUCCCUACUCUGUGACGGACGCCAUCCUCACCUACGCCUCAUCCAAUCGGGGACUAGCUCAGGCUCAGGAGGACUCCAUCAGGGAGCACAGUUUGACCAUUUCUUACGAGUCAAUGGAAAGUCCAGCUCCCCAUCAGCCUAAUGCCCCCUCCAACUUUAAAUCACUCCCAUGUGGCGACUCGGAUGCUCUGGAAGAUAUUCUGGAGCUCAGUGAGCAAGACUUGGAUGAAACGCUGCUCAAGCAGAAUCCCUCAGUAACCAUCUCCCAGAGAAGUGACCAUUUGGAGGCUGUUGUCGAGGACUGUGACCCCACACAGGCCACCUUUUACCUGGGGGAGACCUCGGAUGAUUCUGGGAGUCUCAGCUCCACGGAGCAGACGGAACGGAGGAGCUGCCAGAUUCAGACUCCGGUGGAGGUCCAUUCCCCCAUGAGGACAGAUGGUGGAGUGGACAGCAUGUUUGAGGAGGAGAGCGUUACCAUAAACACAGAAGAAAACACAGAGGAUCACUUGGACUCCAAAGAAAACGAGGAUAUAGAAAAAUCUGAGACAGGAAUUUUUGUAAAUUCAGAAGAGAUUUUAGGUUUGAAGGUUGCUGAUGAAGAGCAGGAAGUUACAAGAUUAGAAGAUGUCUGCUGUGAAAAUCCCUCUCAGGUUCCCAAAAGCCAUGUGGUUGAUGUCAAACCAGUAAGAGACUUGGAAAAGAAAAAGAGUCCUGAACCAGGCAGAGAAGAGGAAACUCUCCUUCAGUCCGAACACCACGAGGAGACUCAGAUUAUGAACGGAGCACCAGAGGUGGACACCGAUGACUCGGCAUUAAAACUUCACCAGGAGGAAGUUGGACACAAAGAGGACAGCUGUGAUGAAGACAGCUGUUCACUGCUGUCUUCUAAUGAGAGCAUUGUGAAGUGUAGCGAGGAGGAAAAGGAGGACUUGAUGCUCAUCAGGUCGUCUCUUGAGGAUGUCCAAAACUGGUCUGAAGUGGACGUCUCCACUAGGGACAUUCUGGACCUGCAUGUGAAUGGGUGUCUUGAGGAAAAAGAGGACAUUUCUGGUCAGGAGGAUGAACAUCAGCAAUAUGUGACCAACCUGAGUGAAUUGAGUCAGUCUCCAGAGCUUAAGGCAGCUGUUGCCGUUGGAGAUUUGAAUGAAAACAGUGACUUCAGCAUCUUAGGGUCCAGCUGUCAGUCAGGAGGAGGUGAUGGUAAAUGCACACAGCAGGACAUCCUGUCCUCGUCUUCUCUGGAUGGGUCAGGGGAGAGUCUGGGACUGGAGGUGCAUUAGAGAGACUAGUGGACUGUCCUCCAGAUCACUUCAGUUACGGCGGUCUUCCACCAAAGACACAUGAAGUCACGUACUGAGAGAGGUGUUCUGUUAUCAAAAACUCUUAACAUAAUAAAUACCGUGCGCUAAAGACACAAGCUUAUUUAAAUUUGACUCCUGGUGGUUUGAUUUUCGAUGAUUCUUCAUGUUGAAUCUCUGAGCCUGCAGAGGGCACUAAAAGGUCACGGAAGGCCAAUUUACACCAAGUUCAGAUGUUUUUUAUCAGCCUGGAGGGUGGGUUGUUAAAUGUGAGGAGAAUAGAACACUGGAUGUUUUAUUCCAUGACAAAUGCAUCUGAUAGACCUUUCUGCUGUGAUGAUGCAGCUUCAGGAGGUAAACCAGCCUUAUUGUUUGCUCGCUCGCUGAGCUGCAGACAUGAGAGGUGUUUCUAUUGAAAUGUUUGGGUUCUGGAUGCAUUUAAUUCAAGAAGCGAUCUUCAAACAUGAAGACCCCAUACUGUGAUGUGUUUGUGUCUUUGGAGAAUGCAAACCUUUUCUUUGUUGGUGUUACUUUUACCAACAUCUGUGAGCAAAUCACUCACUAUCGUUGGGACCUAGCCCUGCUUCUGGAUUACUGUUGUGUGUCAUCUUCAUAGUUUGUAAUCUGGGUUACUCCUGAGGGAAGAUGACGGCACAGACAACAACAAAACAAAUCUGAAUAUGUGACCGGUGGAUUAAAUCAGAUAUUUUCAUUAAACCCAAACAGUUUUCCUAUUUGUGCUUGAUGCUUUUAACACAGGGCGGUUCUUAGACACGUUUUCAUCGUGUUAAUGAGGACGCUAAUGUGAAUUCUCUGUUCACUUUUUUUGAAGAGUUAAACAAAUGUUAUAAAUCUGCAUUCACUCUUGCUUCUUACUGGAAAAUGAUCUCCGAUAAGAACAUGCUUGUUUUCUUUUCUGACAGUUGGAGCCUCAAGUCCAAAGAUGAGUGAUGGUUACAGUUUGACCUCCUGACACUUUACAGCAUCUCAAAGGGACCUUUGGUGUUUAGUUGUUUCACAUGUUUAAAUGUGCUGCUUUUGACUUUUGCCUAUUUGAAAAUGUUUAGUUUCUUUAACAAAAAGGAAGUGAUACUACUGUUCAGGAUGAUGGAUCUACAAGGGUAACUUUUGUAUUAAAACAUUUUGCUUCAA
Molecule: messenger RNA, 3067 nt
Organism: Nothobranchius furzeri (turquoise killifish)
Lineage: Eukaryota; Metazoa; Chordata; Actinopteri; Cyprinodontiformes; Nothobranchiidae
Gene: snx11
Product: sorting nexin 11
Biological process (GO): intracellular protein transport; vesicle organization
Cellular component (GO): endosome
Molecular function (GO): phosphatidylinositol phosphate binding
Source: RefSeq, a predicted model, not a curated record